AUGACAGUCAUCAGUUACAAUCGACGUCUAUCAAUUGUGAUUAUUUUACUUACAUCAUUGGCCGUUCUACUAGUUGCAACAUCAGUCGCUGCUUUUGUUUAUGUUACACGAAAAGAAAAAGUUCUUCGAAAAUCCCAUUUGAUAUCUGUAAUCAUCAUAAUAUUUGUCGAACUUGCAUUUUUAAUUGCUGUUGUUAGUUGCUUUAGUAUUCAAUCGAAAAACCUCCAAGGCCAAAUUUUAGCUGCUCUUCUAAUUGUUCUCUCUUUUCUUGCUCUUAUGACACUCAUCUAUUUUCUACUCGAAGAUAUACUCAAAGAACGAAUCCAACCAUAUCCAAAUGAUACAACUACUUCGAAAUCAUUUACGGUACAAGAAACCAAACCAGCUAGUCGACAUGAUUCACUAAAACCAGCAGCUGUUGAUGAUACAGCAAUACCAAUAGCUACACCACCUAUACUUCCAUCAUGCCCUCGAAUACCAACUCCACCCUUACCACGCACAUCUCCCCCACUAGAAAAACCUGUAACUCCACCAUUACCAAUUAUAUUUUCUUUACCAGAAAAACCUGCGCCUGCAUCAAUUGAACCAGUGGUGACUGUAUCAUUAGAAAAACCUUCAUCACCAUUAACGACAAAACCUAUGACUCCACUUUCUGUAAAAAAUCUUUUUCAACUUGAAGAACAACUUCCACCAUAUAAUAGCCAUUUUGAAAAACUUCGUCGAGGUAUUAUUUGUCAAAAUAUAAACUCUAUGACAAAUCUUUGUUUAGAUUUGUUAGCAGCUAUUGAAGAACGAACAAUUCCAGCACUUGAAGAAGCUAUUCAACAAGUUAAAGAUCAUAAUUAUAUUCAACAAUUAAAAUAUGAAUGUGAACGAGCAUUAGAAUUAUUAAAUCGUUUAAUGAAAAUCGAACAUAUGAGAAUUAAAGUACUUCGACUAAAUCAAACAACAAUUGCUGAAUUACAUAGUUAUACAAAACCACCAGAUGAAGUUUCAACAGUGAUGCGUGCUACUUUUUUACUUCUUGGACAUUCAGAAAGAGAAAUACAAGAUUGGCCGCAAAUUCAAAAUAUAUUAGGUCGUUUUGGAAGAGAAAGUGUACGUCGUCGAUGUUAUGAAUUAAAUCCACUUAGUAUACCUGUUGAUAAAGCACGUGAAGCAAAAGAUAUAUUAAAAAAUUAUGAUUUAAUACGUGUUACUGAAAUAUCUGUUGGUUUAUCAGCAUUUUUCAAUUGGGCUAUGACAAUGAUUGAAGAACGAGAAAAAUUAUUAGAAUCACAACGAAGAAUUAUUCGAUAG
This is a messenger RNA of Rotaria sp. Silwood1, 1299 nucleotides long. The record is from the annotation of a GenBank genome assembly. NCBI's taxonomy places the organism in Eukaryota, Metazoa, Rotifera, Eurotatoria, Philodinida, Philodinidae.